GUCUAUUUAAAAUAAAAAUACAUCAGAAAUCGAUACGAUUCGACGUUUUGUUAACAAAAAUAAAUAAGAAGAAGAAAUAUGGAAAUUCCUGGGGACAAGCUCAUUUUUUUAAACACUUCUCCAUUACAGGUGGAAGAACUACGCGUACCACCCCCAGAUUCUUUCGAGAGCUACUGGGCAGCAUGCAUCGCUGCAGAAGUUGCUGCGGCGGCUACUGCACGCCCUGCGGCCAAGCAAAGACCAAAGAAGUUUAGGUGUCCACAUUGCGAUGUCGCCUUCAGUAACAACGGCCAGCUCAAAGGGCACGUCAGGAUACACACAGGAGAGAGACCAUUCCGGUGCGAGGCCGAAGGAUGUGGGAAAAGUUUCACCCGAAACGAAGAACUGACCCGCCACAAACGCAUCCAUUCCGGUCUUCGACCCUUCCCUUGCGAGUCCUGCGGGAAGACCUUCGGGAGGAAAGACCAUCUGAAGAAGCACGCGAGGACGCACCUCCCUCAGACUGCCUACUACAUCCCUCCGCCUCUUAUCGUCUACCCAUACCUGUACGGAUACUAACAAUUGGAGGCAAUUUGAACUCCCAUCGGGGAAAAAAGAACGAUGGACUGAACACUUCAGUGCCUGAAGAAAAUAGUGUACAAAGAAGAAUCAUUAUACUAGUGCAACACCGUAUGUGCCAUAUAAAAAAGUGCCAAAAAUAGAAAUCUAG
This is a messenger RNA of Nezara viridula (southern green stink bug), 709 nucleotides long. The record is from the annotation of a GenBank genome assembly. Lineage: Eukaryota; Metazoa; Arthropoda; Insecta; Hemiptera; Pentatomidae.